AUGAGUGCAACACGAUCCAGAGAUUGGGACAACGGCGAUGUCCUACAGGGCAUCAUGGAAACGCGGAUGGUUCCGACCCCAUCGCCAGUCGAACUAUCCUCGGACGGCUUGACAGCCCCAUCUGACCUCGCAUUGGGAGAUCCCACUUCCCUACUUGGGCUUCAGUUCGGCUCGGAUCCCGCUGCCUUCUCUCGAAACCAUACAUCCAUCCUUGGCCAUUGGUUGUCGUACAACAAUCAGUCACCCCCGUCCCCGCGAACUCGACCCCUGGAUUACCCCCAGUACCAUGUUCCGAGGAUCUCAGUCUCGAGUGAUCAGGAUGCAUGGAAUCCCUUGCAAAUCACAGGUGUUCCAGCGGCCUUUGGCAUGCAGCACAUGGGUAAACCCUCGCACAUGGGUGAUAUGGACGGCCGAUAUUCCCACUAUCAGUACAGUACACCCUCUGAAACUGGAAGCCAAUACAAUGGCCUGCAGCCAUCGGACUCGGGAUACGGCAGCAAGAGCUGUGCGACUCGCUCCGUAAUCGAUCAAGUCUGCAGCCCAAAGGCGGCACCCCGUGAGCAGGAACAUGAACAGGGGGGACUCUUCGACCAUGCUCCUGUCAAAUAUGGCGAGGAAGCAGGCGACUCCAUGGAGAAGAUGGAGUCUUCAUCUUUGAUGGGUCAGGAUUCGAUCCAUUGUGAUUACCCCGGUUGUCGGUGGACAGGAAAAUGUCCUUCGGAUAAAAAGAAACACGAGGCACGGCAUAAGAAGCUGUUCAAAUGCGACGAGCCGGGCUGCACUAGAAAAGAAGGCUUCGGGACAAUCAAUGAUCUCGCAAGGCACAAGAAGUGUGUGCACAAGCAAGAGCCCGAACGGGGACCCAAAGUUCUGUACAUGUGUUUUGGGCAGAAUUGCCCUCGUAGAAAUAAGAAAUGGCCCCGUUUGGAUAAUUUCAAACAGCAUCUGGCACGAAUGCACAACGAUGAGAGCGCCGAAGACUUGCUGAGAAAAUCCAAGGAAUGGUAUGAAAAAUGCGUCAAACCACAGGAAGUUGCACCGUCCUUGGUUGAUCGCUUCUCGCAAGAAGAGCCCGAAUUCCAGACACAUCUGGUGCCUGAGUCGGAUUAUAUGACUAUGAAGACAGACUGCGAUCAGGAGUCUUGCAACAAUUCAAUUGCCCCUGACCAGACGGUGAUUCAACCUGACCCCAUUCGAUCUUCGGAAAGCUUGACCCUGAAUCCCAUCAAAAUUCUCGAUGAUGAUGAGGACGAGGACGAUGACGACCAUCAUCAUCAUGUAUUGAGUCAAUCCCUGGCACAACCCUUACUUGCUGGUUCACAAACAGUUGAAUUGCCAGGCCUCAAGUCUCUAAAUCUUCCUCCAACCCUCGACCAGAUUCCCUCGUCAUCUUCUAUGACCUCUCAACUGGGCGGUACAAAGCAUGACAAGAUGGAAGACAUUGUCUCCGAAGCAGCAGGGAACAUGAUCAAUGCAUUGACGAAGAUCAUGAACAGCAACCAGCGGAGACGAAGCCAAGGAGAAGAUGGGGAAGACAUGAUGGACCAAGGUACCGAGCUGUGCGAUAGAAAGAGGGAGAUGCUUCAGCGAAUCCUGUCUGCAGCCCUGGACAAACUAUCUACUCCCUCGGGUUCUACUCAGGUCAGCUUGUCUGGAGCAUCCGACCCGAUCCUGGAUAAAAAGGACUGGAUACAGUGUGACCGCUGCCCAAAACGAACGCGGUUACGUUGUGAGAUGAAGAAGCACAAGAAGCGCCACGAUCGACCUUAUGGGUGCACAUUCCAUAAAUGCAACAAAACAUUCGGGAGCAAGGCAGACUGGAAGCGACACGAGAACUCACAACACUUUCACCUUCAAAGCUGGCGGUGCACUCUCCCGGAUUCUACACAAAAAGACGACGAUCUGCCUUGUGCCCGUCUAUUCUACCGGCAAGAGAUUUACGUCCAGCAUCUGAGGAAACACCAUCAAGUCAGUGAAGAUGAAGUACAGACAGGUCUCUCUCGAAACCGCAUUGGUCGAAAUGGCCAGUCGCAGUUCUGGUGUGGCUUUUGCCGAGGAAUUAUCCCUCUCAAGACCCAAGGUCUCGCGGCGUGGAACGAGCGAUUCAAUCACAUAGAUACGGAACACUUUAAGAAAGGGGAGAGAAUCGGGGAUUGGCUACCGCCAUCGGGACACUUGACGAAGCGACGGGAGAGAGAACAGGAGAAACAGCAAAGGAUGGUGAAUGGGAAUGAGCUUGGAGAGGAAAACAGCGACGAUGAUGACACUGAGAGCAGCAGUUGCUGCAUGUCAGAGGACGAAAUGAGCCAGGAUCCGGCUGAGAAGCUCUCUUUCGAACACUGUGAUUCUCAUUCUGCCUCAAUCUCCUACUCCCCGUCCGAGGCGACCAUUCCGCAAAAGCGAAAAUACGCAGCACCUCACCCACCGCAAAACCCUCCGCGCCAGCGCAGCAGGACUGAGGGGGCGAGUACUGGGAAGAAACCAAAAGGCAAGGCCCCGAUGUUGAAUUCCGAUCCUGUAUAUCAGCAAGCCAUGAGUGCCAGUCAAGAUCCGACAACGGAGUCUGCGGGUUUCAUCCCGGCGAAAAAUACACGACCAGAGCAAGGCCAAACGUUUUUCAACUGCGUUGGUCUUCCUUCUUCUGAUGACGGUUGUAUCAGCCGAGCUGAUGAGGACGACACAGUGUCGGUGUCGGCAGGGUCUGUUUUCGCUGGCCUGCAUGGACCAAUGUCUUUACUGCCCCCAUACCUUGUGUGA
Messenger RNA from Aspergillus wentii DTO 134E9, 2757 nucleotides. RefSeq names its product putative C2H2 finger domain protein. The record is from RefSeq and is a predicted model, not a curated record. Gene Ontology annotation, molecular function: RNA polymerase II transcription regulatory region sequence-specific DNA binding; DNA-binding transcription factor activity, RNA polymerase II-specific. Gene Ontology annotation, biological process: regulation of transcription by RNA polymerase II. Bases 1 to 2757 code for a protein of 918 amino acids. Gene Ontology annotation, cellular component: nucleus. Lineage: Eukaryota; Fungi; Ascomycota; Eurotiomycetes; Eurotiales; Aspergillaceae. The transcript is spliced from 5 exons.